Molecule: messenger RNA, 2449 nt
Organism: Austrofundulus limnaeus
Lineage: Eukaryota; Metazoa; Chordata; Actinopteri; Cyprinodontiformes; Rivulidae
Gene: stxbp6
Product: syntaxin binding protein 6 (amisyn)
Exons: 5
Coding region: 47-679 (210 amino acids)
Biological process (GO): regulation of SNARE complex assembly; exocytosis; Golgi to plasma membrane transport
Cellular component (GO): exocyst; plasma membrane
Molecular function (GO): phosphatidylinositol-4,5-bisphosphate binding
Source: RefSeq, a predicted model, not a curated record
UUAUGCUCUUUCUCUGCAGUAAAGUUUUCUCCUGCCUGUAUCAGAGAUGAGUGCCAAGUCUAUUAUCAACAAGGAGCUCUUCACACCUCAUGAUGAGAGGAUGCUCGUUGCUGUACAGGUGAAGCGGAGGACAAAGAAGAAGAUACCUUUUCUGGCGACAGGUGGUCAAGGAGAUUACAUGACUUUUAUCUGCCUCUCAGUGACAAAUAAGAAACCCUCCCAUGUAUCCAUCACAAAAGUGAAGCAGUUCCAAGGAUCUUCUUCAUUUGUCAAAAGGUCACAGUGGACAAUCGACCAGCUAAGACAGGUCAACGGCAUCGACGCCAACAAAGACUGUCCAGAGUUUGACCUUGUGUUUGACAAUGGUUUGGAUCAGUGGGUUGCAAGUUCAGCAGGAGAGAAGUGCACCUUUAUCCAGAUUCUUCACCACACCUGCCAACGCUACUGCUCRUCUCGGAAACCUGAGUUUGUCAACUGUCAGUCAAAGCUGCUCGGGGGUAACAGUAUACUACACUCUGCAGCAGACAGUGUGACAAGUGCUGUACAGAAGGCCAGCCAGGCACUGAAUGAGCGCGGUGAGAGAUUAGGUCGGGCCGAGGAGAGGACUGCAGACAUGAUGAACAGUGCUGAACAGUUUGCAGUUACUGCACACAAGCUUGCCAUGAAGCACAAAUGUUAAACCACUGCCAAAACCAGCUGGGCUGGGGGUGUCAGCAUUCACCAGUCACCGCACAGGAGAAGGAUUUCAGAUGUUGUUCUUUAAAAAAAUAUUUAUUAAUAUUUGUUAACAAUGAUAACAUUUUUAUGUUUUGGGUUUUUGUACUGCGGUGCAUCUCAUUCUUGAUGACAACAACACAUUACGCAGAGGCAAGAGGAAGAGAAACUUUCUGCAGAAUGUUUAAUUCUCCCAUUUACCUUAAGCUUCAUGUCAGCAACAAAACUGUAGUUUAUAGUAAAACSCUCCAAAAUGUGUUUUGCUUUUGUCAUUUGCUCUAACUCUAAUGAUUGUUGUGCACAAGUUGACUUGAAAUGAUCUGCAAACAGUCCCAGUUCUGAAUUUUUUUUUAUUGUUUAGGGUAAUUUAUGAAGAYUUUUAAUGUUAUUUUGUCUGAUUUAUUAAGAUUUUCUAAUGGUUAAACAUUCCCAACAAAAUAUUUUGUCAACAAAUUGGUGGUCAGAUAUUUGCUGUUAGGAAUAAUCACAUUUCAAAGAGCUAAGUAUUGCAAAUCUGUAAAAAAAACUGUCUAGCUAUUUCUAAGGAGACCAGGAUCUCAGCAAAAUAUAAAUUUAUUUCUUGAGAAAAAGGCAACUAUCUCUGACUAACAGUCAAUGUGAUGUUUUUGUCUGUUUUGUCUUUUAGACAUUGAGCUCAUUCAGUGUCUUCUGUCUACAAACUGAAAACGUAUCUUACCAGAAUUAACAUUUCAAUAUUUCAUUUCWCAAACUACAAAAUGUUUUUGUCUGUUUUGUGUCUUCAACAUUAAGCUAAUCCUGUCUYUCGUUCUGUCCACAAUUUCUAAAUAUAUCAAAACUGCUUUAAUUAAUAUUUCAAUGUUUCGUUUCACAAACUGAGUAUUGAGUUUGUGCGUCAUGUAUUACAAGAUGAGUUAUGUCUUUCAAAGCAACUAAAAUAAACAUUUCCCAACAUUUUGUGCUUCAUAAAGAUGAAUUUAAGAACAAACCUUUUGUGUAUAUUAAUAAUAUAUUAAUUCACAUCACCGAGAAGCACUUCAUUAUUCCAGCUUCUGCCCUGUAAAAAGCAGCCACUAUGAUCUCAGUGUUUGUAGAGCUAACUUGUCCCUAAUUAUGGGAUGUAUUCAAAAGAAUCCUGGCUGUGUUUCACUUUUAAAUGUACAGCACUUUGGGCUCUUCUAAUUUGUUCUUUGUAAAGAUGUUUGCUGAUGAAAGACAACUCGUCAAACAGUGGUAGUGUGUAAUAAUUAUUUUUUGUUCCCUCACUAGCUUCAGCUUUCUCACUAGCAAGACCCCAAGCUCACACUUACUUACGAUGUAAUUCUUUUUAUAUCUUAAAUUUUCUAAGUCAUGUUAACAAUGCACUGAUGAAAUGAUCUUGCAGAGUAUUGUUGAGUUUAAAAUGAAACGUUCCAGUUGCCUAACUUUGUGCUAUUAUUUCUCUAACACUUUGGAAGUUUGUUUUCAUUAAAAAAAGUAUGUGAAGAUGCAUUUCUACUAUUAUUUCACUCUUUGUAGCWGAUGUAAACAUUUCCAACAAACUGGAAUCAAAAUUGUGCUUUUUUUUCAUCAUGUUUUCAAUUCUUGUUCUCAUUAAGAAGAAAGUGGCAUCAGCUUUAAAUGUCUCACAGGUUUUAAUUUUUUUUUCUGCCUGAUGUGCUCAGUUUGACUUUGUGGUUCAGCACUGCUMUUCUUUUUCUGAUCUUCACUCUAUAAUACUGUAACAUGUCAAAUAAAGCUCAGUUCACCAUCACAG